This is a messenger RNA of Anguilla rostrata (American eel), 6761 nucleotides long. RefSeq names its product cGMP-dependent 3',5'-cyclic phosphodiesterase (gene pde2a). Gene Ontology annotation, cellular component: cytosol; synaptic membrane; mitochondrial outer membrane. Gene Ontology annotation, molecular function: 3',5'-cGMP-stimulated cyclic-nucleotide phosphodiesterase activity; protein homodimerization activity; 3',5'-cyclic-AMP phosphodiesterase activity. The transcript has 30 exons. NCBI's taxonomy places the organism in Eukaryota, Metazoa, Chordata, Actinopteri, Anguilliformes, Anguillidae. Bases 938 to 3727 code for a protein of 929 amino acids. The record is from RefSeq and is a predicted model, not a curated record. Gene Ontology annotation, biological process: negative regulation of receptor guanylyl cyclase signaling pathway; cGMP catabolic process; positive regulation of gene expression.
CACCGGCAGCCGGAUCUUUCGCUCCUCCAUUCUCCACGCACGCUCUUCACUUCCAGCAUUCCCUGCUGUCUUUACCUCCCUGCCCACCUGUCUGUCAAACCCCCGCUUGUUCGUCAUCGCCGAUCUCCUCUCAUCUCCCUCCCUCUCCUCACCACCACUCGCCGUUCUCCUCUCUCCUCUACCUCUCGCUCCCCCUUCCUCAUCAUUCUCUUGCCCUCUCCUUUCCCUCCCUCUCCCUGUCCUCACUGGCUUGUCGUUCUCCCUCGUCUCUGCCUCUCGCUCCCCCUCUCCUCUCCUCUCCUCUCCUCUUCUCUCCUCUCCUCUCACAGCACCUGUGGUGUCAGCGGCAGGCUGGCCAUUAGCAUACAGAGCACUUUGCGCAGCGGAUGCCAGGCUUUCAUCCACCGCCCGAUGCUGAUUUUACUUUGAGAGAAGCGCCUUUCUGUCUGCCUGUGACUGCCCCAGCAGGGUGGCCGACGCUCUUAGGAUUUUACCCGGGUCUGCGCACAAAAAAAAGGGUUAAUCCCUUGUCAGGACCAGUCCCCAGUGCCAGAUGUGAAGGAUCUGCAUAACAGAACUCAUACGUUUACGCACACACACACACCCAAACAGACGCGCUCACACACAGGCAUUACGCGCACACGUUUGACAUGCGCCUGGUUCUGUCAGCGCUGAGUUAAAGGGAAGUGUCAGACAGUGGGGGAGGACAGGCCGGGCUUAGCGCGCGCGACGUUCCUGACAGGCGCAUUUUAGGAAACGCUCAGCGCGUUACUGAGAUUAGCUCCGCCGUCUCGCUCGAGGCUUCCUGAAACGCUCGCGCCUGCAGUCCCCGCGGCCGGCUCCUGCCGAAUGCGUCCAAUCCGUCAGCAGCUCUUCCUCGCUGAUCAGCGCUGAGUGUUACGGACUCGAGGAAGGCUUUCCCCUCUCCCAGCUGCCAAUGCUUUCACAGUUGACUUCUGAAGGGCCCUCUCUGGAUGUGGAGGAUGCUUUGCUCAGGCUUGCCUCCAUCAUUGAAACCAGCUCCUUGCGGGAAGUCAUCAAAGAGGUGCUGGAGGCUGUGCUCCCCAAAGUGGAGAGUGUAUUUGUGUACCUGCUGGAUGUGGAGACCAGUCGGCUGCUCUGUGAAGACCCGUCCCACGAGCUGCUCGCAGAGGGAAAGCUCAGGGAUGUGGUGACCCAGAAGAAGAGGGUACAGUGUGCAGGUCUGCCCCCAACUGAGCUACAGGAGAAGCAGAGGAACAGCCUAGCAGCACCCCUACCACCCGACAAACGAGCAUUGAUCAUUCCUCUGGCAGACCAGGAUCAAGACACAGUCAUCGCUGUAAUCUUGGCCUGUUGUAAGCAGCUGAGUGAACAGGAUGAGCAGCACCUCAGCAUCCUGGAGAAACAUGUCACUGUGGCGUGUAAGAGAGUUCAGGCCCUCCAGCGGUCUGCACCAUGCCGGCAGGUCUGUCUGUCUCCUGCCGCGUCCCAGAGUUCCCUUGCCAAGCCUGAGGCGACACCACCCGAUGGGACCUACUGCGAGAUGGACCACAAGAUCCUUCAGCUUUGUGGUGAGCUUUACGACUUGGAUGCAGCCUCGCUCCAGCUCAAAGUCAUCAAUUAUCUGCAGCAGGAGACUCACUCACAGUGCUGUUGUCUGCUCCUGGUAUCAGAGGACAAUCACCAGCUAUUCUGCCAGGUGGUUGGGGACAAGGUUCUGGAGGAAGAGAUCAGCUUUCCUCUAAUGUUUGGUCGCUUUGGAAAGGUAGUGGAGAAGAAGAAAUCCAUCACCCUGGAUGACGUCAGUCCGGAAGAACACCGACAGCUGAACAGCAUGCUGGGAUUUGAGGCUCACUCCAUGCUGUGUGUGCCUGUUGUUAGUCAGGCCACCUCUCAGGUGGUGGCCUUAGCUUGCAGCUUCAACAAGAAGGGGGGUCAGAGGUACACCGAGGCAGACGAACACAGGAUCCAGCACUGCUUCUGCUACACCUCCACCGUUCUGACCAGCACACUGGCGUUCCAGAAGGAGCAAAAGCUCAAGUUUGAGUGCCAGGCACUGCUGCAGGUUGCCAAAAACCUCUUCACACACUUAGAUGAUGUCUCAGUGUUGCUGCAGGAAAUCAUCAUUGAAGCCAGAAACCUCAGCAAUGCUGAGAUUUGUUCAGUGUUCCUGCUGGACAGGGUGAGCCAUGAACUGGUUGCCAAGGUGUUCGAUGGUGGAGUGGUGAAUGAUGACGAGAAAGAGUUCCGGAUCCCAGCAGAUCAGGGGAUUGCGGGUCACGUGGCCACCACAGGGAAGAUCCUAAACAUCAAGGACGCCUACUCGCACCCGCUCUUCUACCGGGGCGUGGACGACAGCACAGGCUUCCGCACCCGGAACAUUCUCUGCUUCCCCAUAAAGGAUGAGAAUAAUGAGGUCAUUGGAGUGGCUGAACUGGUCAAUAAGACCAAUGGACCAUGGUUCAACAGAUUUGAUGAGGACUUGGCCACUGCCUUCUCCAUAUAUUGUGGUAUUAGUAUUGCUCAUUCUCUUUUGUACAAGAAAGUCCAUGAGGCCCAGUUCAGGAGCCACCUUGCCAAUGAGAUGAUGAUGUACCACAUGAAGGUGUCGGAGGAGGAAGUGGUCAAACUGCUGGUUGGUGGGAUUGAGCCAGUUGAUGAGAUCCACCCUGACUUUGCCGAAUUCACCUACACACCCCGAUCCCUGCCAGACGACAGCACACCCAUGGGUAUUCUUAGCAUGUUUGAGGAUAUGGGCUUCAUCAAUACUUACAAGAUUGACCUGCACACACUGGCUCGGUUUUGUCUGAUGGUGAAGAAGGGCUACAGAGAUCCUCCAUACCACAACUGGAUGCAUGCUUUCUCCGUGUCCCACUUCUGCUAUCUACUCUACAAGAACCUGGAGCUCUCCAACUACCUCGAGGAUAUUGAGAUCUUUGCCCUCUUUGUGUCCUGUAUGUGCCAUGACCUGGAUCACAGAGGGACCAACAACUCAUUCCAAGUGGCAUCACAAUCUGUUCUGGCUGCCCUGUAUAGCUCAGAAGGCUCAGUGAUGGAGAGGCACCACUUCGCCCAGGGGAUUGCUAUUCUCAACACACAUGGCUGCAACAUUUUUGACAAGUUCUCCAGAAAGGACUACCAGAGGAUGCUGGAUUUGAUGAGAGAUAUCAUUCUUGCCACAGACCUGGCUCAUCACCUGCGCAUCUUUAAAGACCUGCAGAAAAUGGCUGAUUUGGGCUACAAUGCCAAGAACCAAACUCACCGCAGCCUGCUACUCUGCCUGCUCAUGACGUCAUGUGACCUCUCUGAUCAGACCAAGGGCUGGAAGACCACAAGAAAGAUUGCGGAACUCAUUUAUAAGGAGUUCUUCUCUCAGGGGGAUUUGGAGAAGGCCAUGGGCAACAGGCCCAGCGAGAUGAUGGACAGAGAGAAAGCCUACAUCCCAGAACUGCAGAUCAGUUUCAUGGAGCAUAUUGCCAUGCCCAUUUACAAGCUUCUCCAGGAGCUAUUCCCAAGGGCAUCUGAGCUCUAUGAGAGGGUAUCCGCCAACCGUGAGCAAUGGACCAAGGUCUCCCACAAGUUCACCAUCCGAGGGUUGCCUAGCAACAAUUCCCUGGAUUUCCUUGACGACGAGUAUGAGCUGAUGCAGGCACAGAGUGGACAGAGUGAGGAUGCCCACAGGAUGAAUGGCUGUCUGGACUCUGGAGCACCUCUCCAGGACCUGGACACCCGGCAGAACCAGUGACUGACCCGCCGGACAUAUGAUUAUUAUUUUUUUAAAACACAGACAGGACACGCGUGCGAAUAGUAACACCUUAUAUUUGAGGGCAGAGGGAAUUAUCUACAGCGUUUCACAAACUUUAGACCAGUUGGUCCUGACGUUGAGAAUGGUUCUGAGUGGAAGAUGUUGAAACUACAAAAAAGACAAAAUAUUUCAAUGGGAUGAAGUCUUGUUCCAUUUAUUGCUGCAGUGAAAUAAACAUUUUUACAAAUGUUAAUAUUGUAAAUCAAUAGUAGGCUUCGCUAGCAUUUUUGAUGUGUGCUGUAAUACAUACUGGUGAUAACAUGUUGUCUCAGAAUGGUAAUUCCAGUGAUGUAAAUAUAAAGUGUUACUUUAUUCAGCUUUUAAAUGCCAAAACAUGGUGGUUGCAGGUUUGAUGUCUUUAUAUAUGGGUAACUUUUUGAAAGAACACAUUUCAGGUUUUUGUGCAUUUGCAUCCAUGCAUUUUCUUAUUGAGUAAAGUGUUAUAGUUGACAGCAAAUCCAGAGCAAUUUCUGUACCCAUUGCCAAGUAUCCAGGCAAUCAAACCACAGUAAAUUUAAUACAGGUACAAACAUUUUCCAGCUCUGUUAUUGAAAACUCAUGUAUUUAUAAGAAAAUCCAGCCCAAUCUCAGUUAGAUGAUCUGUGAGGAUUCCAUAAAAUUGUUUGUCAGGUGUGAAUAUUUUAUGAUUUCUGGAUUUCAGAAAACAGCUUAAACCUCAUGCAAAGUAAAAGACAGACAAUCAAGCCUUGUUGUUUCUCACAAAGAAAACAUGUUUAACAUUUCAUUUCAAAAUAUUUUGCUGUGGAUAAAUACUGUAUUUCCCCCCAAUUUCCAAUGUAAACCUGCAAAAAUGAAUGACCCCGGAAGGUUUUAGGUUUUUGUGUAAUUCAGGUCUGACUUCUUUGGCAAGUUUUUUUUUAGGCUUGUGCAUUGCAAGUGCACUGAAUCUGACAUGUGCAAUCAUCCCAAUGUGAAGUCCUUUUUCACCUUUUUCUUCUGUAAAUAUAAAACCACUCAAACUCAAGAAGGACUAAAGCCCUUUAAAGGAACCUUUAAUCACCAUACAAGCCCAUGUGGCUUGCAUGUUGCUCACCUUGCACAGUGUUGAUACAGAAUGCCGGGGUGGGUGUGUGUGUGUGUGUGUGUGUAUGUGUGUGUGUGUCGGGGGGAUGGGGGGAUGGGGGAGAUGAAACUUGUGUCAAAAGAUAUUAGACAAGGGAAUGCAAUGCUUUCACCCGCCUGGUCAUGAGUGGAAGAUAUUUUGUUAAUUUUUGGAAGUGUAGUGUAAAUAUGUUUGGGAAACAAGGGCUGUGAUGUCACAGGAAAUGGCAUCAAUGGUCAACGCUAAAGCCUGACAGAAUGUGUAUAUUAAUUUGCCUUACAUUGUCUGAGUUGCCUUUAGUAAGAAGACUUACUGUACAAAAACUUACAUCUGCAGUGUGAACAUUUCAUUUGCAUGGGUGCUAGAAGGUGUUGGCCUCCUUGCUCAAUUUUGUUUCUGGACGCACUGCAGUGUUUCAGGAUGAGCUGCAUGUCAUUUCACAUCUUUACAGAUGUGACAAGCAUCAAACAGAGAUAAUGGGUAAGAAAGUACAGUAAAAAAAUUGUAAAAAAAAAAAUAAAAAAAAAACCUUUUUUAUCCAUAAUACCAUCCCACUCAAAAAUGACAAAGCUUCAGAUUUUCUUCAAAAGGAAAAAUCACACUGACAAACACGGUUAACACUCCGUGACACGCAAAGACUACUGACUUCGAUGUAUGUCAUUUUGACAGACAUGGGCCAUUAUGGCCUGUUUGAUGAUGAUGCACACUAUAAGUGGGAUGACAUGAGCGGUAAUACCUUCUGACACCUCUGUAAAUACUGAAACGUGUCAAAUAUCAUUACAAUGCCCAUGCUCGAAAAAUGUGUGACUACUGUAAUUUUAACUCAGUGGACAUAUAUUCUCACAAUAUCGUUACAAAGUUGUAGCUACAUAUAAUCGUAUUGCUGCAACAUUGCUGCAAAAUUGUGAGGGUGUCAUGCAUUAGCAGGGAAGCCAUUUCUUCCCUUGAUCGUCACCAGAAUUUCCUGGACUUGAUACUGUACAAAACAUUUAUAUUGUUUAAACAUUCAGGAAGUUCUUUGAAUAUGUUUUGCUGCUUUUAUGCUGUGACUUGAACCUUGGGUUUAGUCUUUGGUUGGUUUUCUUGGCCUCCAUUUUUUUAAAAUCUUUUUUUCAUCCUACCUUUUUAACUGUGCAAUAUGAUGCGCUUGCUUGUGUUGGUUUAUUGUGUACUUCAAUGUAAAUAUGGUGUUUUUAAAUUAUUCCUUUUUACAUUUUCUUUUAUGAAAUAUAUAUUCUGAUAUUUGUAAGUUUAUAUUUAGAGGUGUUCACAACAAAGUCUGCAUAAUUUUCCACCCUCAAAGUAAGACACAAAUGUGCCAAUUUCUGACCUUGUUUGUAAAUGGAGAAUACUGAAGUGUUUGGAAUAUUAAAUUGUUAUCUAUGUGUCAAAUAUAAAUAUAAUAUGUAAAUAUAAAUAAAAAUGUUUCUCAAUUAUACAUAAUUGUAUCAAGAGAUAUUGGCAGGAAAAUUAUUUUGCUUAUUUAAACCUAUGUGAUUGCAGUGAUAUAAUUUUUAAACCCUUAUAUACUCAUCAUAUUCAUAUUUUUUAUUUAAAAAAUGGUUACUUGUUUUGAAACCCAACUUCUAAUAUUGUAAUAGAAUACAAAUAUAUUUUCAAUUAUGAAAACAAUAAAAGAAGCUAAACUGAUCCAAGAUUAAAAUAUUUCCAAAUCAAAUACAAAUAUUUUUGUUUAAUUAUAUAAUGCACAAACAAGUAAUUGAGGUUUUUGUUUGUGCUGUUCAUGGCUGUGCUGUCAUUUGUACAUACCUGUAGAUACUGUAAAGGGUAUGUGUUGGAUAGUCUGAUGGAUGUGUGUAAGGGAUACUUAAGGAAUAUGAAGUGUGUCAACCUUCAGGUGAUGAGAACAAAAUUGACAACUUUUUAUCUGAAUAAAUUUCAUAAAUUUAA